This is a messenger RNA of Pleuronectes platessa (European plaice), 1502 nucleotides long. RefSeq lists its product as uncharacterized. The transcript has 10 exons. The record is from RefSeq and is a predicted model, not a curated record. Bases 538 to 1458 code for a protein of 306 amino acids. NCBI's taxonomy places the organism in Eukaryota, Metazoa, Chordata, Actinopteri, Pleuronectiformes, Pleuronectidae.
GGUUCAUCCACUGUCUGUGUGAACCUGUGGUUUUUCAAAUAAAUGUAGAUGUUUCCUCCUCAGCUCUCAGCCUCCUUUGAGGUAUUUAUUAUUUAUUAAAUUAAAGCGGAAGAACAGUUUUCUCCACCUAUUCUUCAAAGACGACCCUUAAAAGGAGCAAACCUUAUUUUUUUGAGUCACUUUGACUUGUUUCUUUCUCUUCUUGCAGACUCGCUCUGAUUCAACCCCUGUCCGUCUGUUUUUCUCUUUCAGAGAUAAAAAUCAGAUCCAAAUAUAGCUCUCUAAGACACUGACAGCAGCUUUGAAAACGUGCCUGUGUUGUGCAGCCUUGAAAAGCUUGUUCUCUUUUUGAGAGCAACACGCUGUAGUCGUUUUGCUCGUACACGUGUUUGCCUUCAGUGGUUUCUCUUUUUGUCUCUCCUUCUCUGCAUUCUCCCCGUCUGUCACGCUCCGUCAGUAUCAAAAGUUACCUUCCUCUGUCUGCCCUACCGACACUGUGAGCGAGGGAAUCAGGGGAAGGAGGGGGAGAAUGGGAAGAUGGAAGAUGCUGAAAAAAACAAGAGCAGGGGAAUGUGUGACCCUUCUCAGAAUGCAGAGGUGGAAAACUGGGAGCAGCCCUGCACACAGGAGAAACCCAGCAACAUGACAGAUCCUGGACCAGACUCAGGGAGAGGCAGCGGGGGGGAUUCAGAGAACAGCUGGUUCAUGUGUCGGACCGACUUGGACAUGGCAGAGUUACACAGCAACAUCUCAUCCUCAGCUGUACAACUGAAAGUGUCAGUGGAGCUUCAGCUGGGCGGAGCAGAGACCCUGAAUCUCACCUUGUAUGGCCACAACAACCACAGCCACUUGGACCUCCACCCACCUGAGGAGCAGGAGGAGGAGACGGAUGGGGGGAAGGGUGAUAAAGGACAGGGGGCAUUCUACUGCUGUCUCCCUGGUGUCCUGCCCGCCGCGGGCUCGACCAAUCGAACCCGCUGUCUCCUUUGGCUCGCCAAUCAAACCGUUUCGACUGCAGCAGCUGAGGCAAGGCUGCCAUGGAAACGGACAGGGAAAGCUGAGUGGCGGUGUAUGUUCAGGGUGCUCUGCUUGGCUCUUCUGUGUGUGCUGCUCCUGACUGUAGUUACAUCUGUGCUUGGAGAGCUCUACCGGAGGAAACGCUCACGCAAAAAGCCCACAGUGCAUCCGGUUUACAACUUCACUGGUCAGCAGGUCGACGAUGGAGAUGAUCACACAGAAAACUUACCUCCUGAAGUCCUCCACUUCUGUGGCUCGCGGCGUUGGUCAGAGCUGUCACCCAUAAAAGAAGCCCAGUCUCAAGAAGACAUAGAAACUCUGCUGGAUGGAAAUGUGAACAGCUGCUAUACUGCAAAUCUGCAUCACCGUGUUCAUCCAUCCAUCUCCUCCACCACAGAGGGGCAGAAGCAGGAGAGGAGCAUUGAAACUGACUUCAAGUGAAAAAUGAACCAUUGUGUUCGAAAAAUAAAAACAUCUGAAACAUA